Molecule: messenger RNA, 1053 nt
Organism: Rotaria sp. Silwood1
Lineage: Eukaryota; Metazoa; Rotifera; Eurotatoria; Philodinida; Philodinidae
Source: the annotation of a GenBank genome assembly
AUGUCUGAGAAAACUUCUACUCAAUCGUCUAAAGUCGUAGCUAUUGUUGGUGCUGGACUUGGUGGAUCUCUCUGUGCUUGUUUCUUUGCCAAACAUGGUAUUCAAGUUCAUCUCUUCGAAUUACGUCCAGAUAUUCGAACACAAAAAGUGGUCAAGGGUCGUAGUAUCAAUAUGGCACUUUCGCGUAGAGGUCGUGAUGCUCUCGCCUAUGUAGGUUGUGAAACAACCAUCGUCAACAGUGGCAUAGCAAUGCGUGCUCGAAUGAUACACGAGCUGAACUGUACCAAACAUCCUAUCCCUUAUGGUACGCGCGCAGAUCACGAAAUCUUGUCGAUUGAUCGUCGUACUCUCAACGAACUGCUAUUAAAUGGUAGUGCAUCAGGCAAUCGAGUUGACUUUCGUGUCGAUGUCGUGAUCGGCUACGAUGGGUGUCAUUCAGCCGUACGAACAGCAAUGAUGAAAAUUGAUGCAAUUAAUGUCGCUCAAGAAUAUUUUGAAACCUAUUACAUGGAAUUUUGUAUUCCACCUAAAAAUGAUCAGUUUGUUAUGGAACCAAAUUAUCUUCAUAUUUGGCCACGCCAUCAAUUUAUGCUCAUCGCUUUACCGAAUCAAGACAAAUCUUUCACGACAACACUCUUCUCACCAAUUUCGAUCUUUCGAACAUUGGAAACGGCUGAUGAUGUCUUGACAUUUUUUCGUCAAUACUUUCCAGAUGCAGUAUCAUUCAUUGGCGCGAACGAGAUCAUCGAGACAUAUUUCUCAUCGAAGCCUCAACCAUUGAUCUCCACCAAAUGUGAACCUCAUACAACAUACAAUGGUGAUAUGCUUCUCAUGGGUGAUGCUGCUCAUUCAAUGGCACCCUUUUAUGCUCAAGGUAUGAAUUCAGCAUUCGAAGAUUGUCUUGUUCUCUUUGACAAAUUAAAAGAGAAUAAUUUCGAUUUUCCAAAAGCAUUUUCUGCUUACAAUCGUCCAUUACGAAUACAUAAACAAAUUUCAAUUGAAUAUCUUGAUUCUAAUGAAAUGAUAAAUUAUUUCGAUGAUAUAUCAACAUAA